This is a messenger RNA of Laccaria bicolor S238N-H82, 846 nucleotides long. RefSeq lists its product as uncharacterized. The transcript is spliced from 4 exons. The record is from RefSeq and is a predicted model, not a curated record. NCBI's taxonomy places the organism in Eukaryota, Fungi, Basidiomycota, Agaricomycetes, Agaricales, Hydnangiaceae. The coding region runs from base 1 to 846 and encodes 281 amino acids.
AUGACUUCGUCAACAGUACAAACGAUGCCGGGACCCAGUGAAAUGCCCGCCUCACCCGCUCUCAGCCACUCGAACAGCUCGUUCUCGCUGCGGAAUUUCGUAGCCGAAGAGGAUGGCUUCAGCGCUGCCAUGGUGAAAUCCGCGGAUAUCUGCACCAUUGCCUUAUUCGAAGUGCUGUGCAGUUUCGAUAAGGAGUACGCGGGGUUCGUUGCGAAUCCGCCAACGCGGGAGUUUAUUGCGCGCACGGACAAAAGGACGAGGGCGUUUGAGGGGAUGUUGGUGGCUGCUUCUCUAUCCACUGCGUCUGAAUCCGAGUCGUCGUCUGGAUCGCGCAUACAUCCCUCCAUCCCCCGGCUAUUCACGGUCUCCCACCUCCCCUCCGUGAUGUACGCCUUCCUAUCCCACACACUGGGCACAGAGCGCGAUUGGGUGGUACAUGGCGAGAUAUACGUUGCCAUGGUGGGCGUGAUCAAGCACCUCACUUCGAGUUUCGAGUCGGGUUCGGGUGGUGCUGGGCCCGCUGGGGUUGUGAGGGAGCCUGUGAGGAGCGUUGAGGAGAGCUGUGGUGUGCAGACUUGGAUGUGGGAUCGGGGGGAGGUUGUUUGGCAUUUCGGUGGCACAUAUGUAACAGUCGCGAACACCGAAAAAAUGCCUUCUUUCCAGCAUUUCGCCCUCCUUUUUAUAUAUGUAGGAUCAUACGUUCGCAUCCCGCGGGGACACUCGUAUGAUCAAAAAGAAAACUCUCCCGUGAUCUCGCAUGAGACCACGGCAGAGAAAGUAGGUUAUUCAUACCAUACACAGGACAUAUGUAUGCGCUCGGCUAUCCUGCUCAAAUCACUCAUUUGA